Messenger RNA from Plectropomus leopardus (leopard coralgrouper), 3081 nucleotides. NCBI's taxonomy places the organism in Eukaryota, Metazoa, Chordata, Actinopteri, Perciformes, Serranidae. The record is from RefSeq and is a predicted model, not a curated record.
AUGUUCGGGAUUCAGGAGCAUCUGAUACGAGAAGUGAGCGGAUUAAAAGAGAGAAGUCUUGGAGAGGAGAUGGAUCCGGUCCGGUCGUGGGUGCGUAAUGUCGGGGUUGUGGAUGCGAACGUCGCGGCGCAAAGUGGAGUUGCUUUGUCCAGAGCUCAUUUUGAGAAGCAGCCGCCCUCAAAUCUCCGCAAGUCCAACUUCUUCCACUUUGUCCUGGCGCUCUAUGACAGACACGGCCAACCUGUGGAGGUGGAGAGGACUGCAUUUGUGGACUUUGUUGAGCACGACAAGACGCUGCUCGCGGUGCGAAACACGUCCACAUUGGGUGUCGUGGCGCAGGCAGGGGCACGGUGUCGGGGAGAGCAGCCUGUCAGAUCAGCGAUGGACUCCAGCUGCUCCUCACUCAGCCGCUGUUGUGAGAAGAAAAGUUGUGGCAACCGAAACGAGACGCCCUCUGACCCAGUCAUCAUUGACAGGUUUUUCUUGAAGUUUUUCCUGAAAUGUAACCAGAAUUGUCUGAAGACGGCAGGAAACCCGAGGGACAUGAGGAGAUUUCAGGUGGUCCUGUCCAGCACUGUGAGUGUAGAUGGCCACGUCCUGGCGGUGUCCGACAACAUGUUUGUCCACAACAAUUCAAAACACGGUCGAAGGGCUCGCAGGCUAGAGCCAGGCGAGUCUGUGGAGAACACUAUGGAAUAUGCCACCCCGUGUAUCAAAGCCAUCAGCCCCAGUGAGGGCUGGACCACGGGCGGGGCCAUGGUCAUCGUCAUCGGGGAGAACUUCUUUGACGGGCUGCAGGUGGUGUUUGGCAGCAUGCUCGUGUGGAGUGAGCUGAUCACGCCGCAUGCUAUCCGUGUCCAGACGCCCCCUCGACACAUUCCCGGGGUCGUGGAGGUCACACUGUCGUAUAAAUCCAAACAGUUCUGCAAGGGAGCACCGGGUCGCUUCAUCUACACAGCCCUAAAUGAGCCAACUAUAGACUACGGUUUCCAGCGCCUUCAGAAGGUCAUUCCUCGACAUCCCGGCGACCCAGAGAAACUAGCCAAGGAGAUCCUCCUGAAGAGAGCGGCCGAUCUCGUGGAGGCCCUGUACGGCAAUCCACACAGUAAUCAGGACAUGCUGCUGAAACGUGCAGCAGACAUCGCUGAGGCGCUCUACAGUGUUCCCCGUCCUCACAGUCAGCUGCAGGCGCUGCCCAGCUCACCGGCCCAUGGCAGUGUCAUGGGCCUGGGCUCCUAUCCUUCUCAGUUAGGCGUCAGCAUCGGGGAGCAUGGACAAAGCAGCCAAGGUUACAUUCGAAAUUCAAGCAGCUUGUCUCCAAGGGGUUACCCAUCAGCCUCCACUCCUCAGCAGUCAAGCUACGGGGGCAGCGGAGGGAUGACUGGAGGCUAUGGGACAGUUCCCAUGACCAGUCUAGGUGUUCCAGGCUCUCCUGGUUUCAGCAGUGCCUCCCCCACAGGCUCUCCCUACAUAAUGCCCUCCAGCCCAACUAUACCCGGAAGCUCCAGCUCCUCAUCGUCUCUCUUGCCUUUCUCCUCCUUCCCGUCUGCUGCUAAACAGAAGAGUGCUUUUGCUCCCGUCCUCAGGCCCCAGGGCUCCCCCUCCCCUGCCUGCCCAGCCUCAGGGGGGAACAGCUUCAGAGCGAUGACGGGCCUGGUUGUUCCCCCGAUGUAGCAAAGCGCCCACCCCAAUCUACCCCAGACCACUGCUUCACUUAGCCCCUCUUUUGGCAUUAAGAGGGAAGGGAGAAUGGAAAUUUGAUCUCUAGCGACUAUGUAUAACUUUCCCUCCUGAACCCGAACGCCGUUUCUUAGUCCUUUUUUCAUCCAGGCAGAUGAAACAGGACGGGGGGACGAAAAUGUCCAAAGACCAGCCAUCUACUCCAGAGGCAGAGCACAUUACUUCACCCACAACUACAGACACACAAAGCCUCUUAGCUAACAGCGCCAGACGGGACCAUAUAUCGCUGUGUGUGUCAUGAAGCAUCUGCAAUUUUUGAAAGGAAACAAGCUUCAAAAGUGUCUGUAUUUACCUCCAGCCUGCUGUCACAUGCAGUAUCUGAAUCUUCAACAACCUGCCCGAACCUCGGCCAGAGACGUACGGGACACGUUUGAGAGAGCACUGACGGACAACUCUGAUAAAACGUUGCAGCUCUAAGAAGCAGGGUGCUAUUUGUCUGUGCGUGGACACCUUAAAUGGCAUGCGUGUACACUGUCUGUGAGUUAGCGAGAGGUUUUUUUGUAGUAGAUUUUUUGAAGACAAUUUACAUUCCAGAAAAAUAGACCCUUUAUUUUUUGUUCUGAUCUCUACGGUUUUACAAGGGAGAACUCUUUGUUUCGAGGGUUAUUACGAAAGGAAUUCAUAUAUUGAUUUAUUUAAGAACAAGCAAUUUAACUUAUUAUAGGUAGUUUAGGGAAUAAUAUAAACGUGUUUUUAUAAAGUGGUCCUUUUCCAACUUUUACUGAAAUGAAGUUAUCUCAACAAUUGCUAAUUCAUUUGCUAAAUGAUAAUAGAGAAUUGACUUUUUUGGGCGGACAAGAUAAGCUCAAACAUGUCCCAAGUUUUCAGGUUCUUGCAUAACAAAAUCUGACUGUUAUGCCCGCAUCUAAAAGAGGUUAUUGUCCUUGUGUAAAGGAAAAAUGUUAGCUAGCCUUAUCCUUUUUAAUUUCACUUAUAAUGCAUGCUUUGUCACACCGAUGCCCUGAUAUUAUUUCAUUCCACAUUGCAAAGUUGAAUUUAUAUGACUAUAGAUUUUACAGUUUCAUUAUAAAUGUCUCAACCCAGUACAGGUCUCUAGUCACUAUGCAGUACAGGAAAUGAAAGCACAAACUGCUCAAUUGAAAAGAACGAGGCGUAUUAGGUGUUCAUGAACCCAUGUCAUGCUGUUCUCACUCACUGAUUUCUAUCAUCACAACACAAACUUCAUUCUCAGGACGUGAAAACAAAGAACACAAAGAGUCGAUGAAAUCUUUUUCAAAUUUGUUUUUAGAGUUUGGUUAAUUUUAUUUAUUUAAAAAAUAACUAUUAGCAAUUUAAUAUUAUGUUGUUUUUUUUUUGAAGCCAUCCUUGUUUGAAACGGUA